AUGGAGAGCCAGUCGGACGGGAGACUUUACAAGGCUGGUAUGCAGGCGGAAGACUGGAACAAGCAGGAUGUGAAUGGUGCGACAGCCCUUAUCGCUGCGUCUGAGUUUGGCCACGAGGAUGUUGUGGGGUUCCUGCUCAAAUGCAGUGCAGAUGCGAAUUUGGUGAUGUGCACUGGUGCGAGCCCGCUGUACGUUGCUUGCCAGAAUGGCCAUGCAAAGACCAUGUGUUCCUUGCUAGACGCCAGGGCCAGCACAAGUCAAGUGACGGGCGACGGGGUCACACCAUUGCUGAUUGCUGCCCAGAACGGGCAUGUGGACAUCGUGCGGCAUCUCGUGUCUCAGCGUGAUCUCGACCUUGACUCCAGUGAUGAGACAGAUGUAACACCGUUGUACAUAGCAUCUCAGAAUGGCCAUAUCCAGAUUGUGCGAAGCCUCUUGGAGAGACGUGCAGCUGUAGAGUCCAGAAACUCUCGCGGAGCCACGCCGCUUUUCACGGCUGCUCAGAACGGUCAGCUGGAAAUUGUCGAGAGCUUGCUCCGAGGCAGAGCUGAUGUAAAUGCUGAAGCUCAGGAUGGAGCUACGCCUUUGAUCAUGGCAGCUCACAACGGGCAUGUGGACGUGCUUGGCCGUUUGAUCCCAGAGGCCAUCGCCUGGCCAGGUGGCCGGGUCGGUGUACUGGAUAAGGCUGUGGAGGGUGGUGCCACCGCUACGUUUCUGGCUGCGCAGGCAGGGCAGACUGAAGCGGUGAAGCUUCUUCUAUACCACUGGGCUGAUCCAGAGACGCAAACAGCCAUUGGGGCCAGCCCUGUGCACAUUGCAGCUCAGCGAGGUUACCUUCCCGUGCUCGAGUUGCUGCUGGCAGCCGGGGCCGAUGUCAACGCGAGGUCAAAAAAGGGGUCUUCUGGGCUUUAUCUGGCUUCGCAUCAUGGACAUGGGGAUGUGGUGAAGUAUCUUAUCAAGAUGGAAGCACAGGUGGAUGCAUGCCUUCAGAGCGGUGAGCCACCCUUGCUGGCCGCAUGUAUCAAAGAGCACAGCAACCUUGCUCAGCUGCUCGUAGAUUCGGGGGCCAAUCCCAUGGUUGCUGCAGAUGCUGCAAGAAAGGCUGGGCGACAGGAUUUGGCACUUCUUCUUGAGAAGCUCCGACCCUGCCCACAGAAAGAGGCUCCACACGGAGAUGCCGAGGUCGCAGAGCUUGUUCGCGGAGACAUCGUCAGGUGCAAAAUGCAGAUCCGAUUGGGAGACGUCAACUAUCCUCCUCUGCGAAGGUUCCAGGUUCACCAUGUGGGGCCUCAUGGGAGAGUCUUCUUGGUGAACCCAGCCACCCACGAGCCGCACCCGAAGCCAGUCCUGCUGGACGACCUGGUGUUG
This is a messenger RNA of Symbiodinium pilosum, 1368 nucleotides long. The record is from the annotation of a GenBank genome assembly. NCBI's taxonomy places the organism in Eukaryota, Dinophyceae, Suessiales, Symbiodiniaceae.